Triticum urartu is the source of this 880-nucleotide messenger RNA. RefSeq lists its product as uncharacterized. The record is from RefSeq and is a predicted model, not a curated record. Lineage: Eukaryota; Viridiplantae; Streptophyta; Magnoliopsida; Poales; Poaceae.
AUGUUCUUGAUCAGCUCCUCAACACCCGCUCCCAGCGUAACCGUGGCCCGUGGGGACGGUGCCCAGCCACACACGCCGAGCAACGCCCGCAACCGUCGUGACUCCCGGCUAAAUCCGGCAUCCCAUCUCCACCUUUUAAAGCGCGCGCCGCCGGGCCUCUCGUCCCGCUCGCCAGACUUCAGCGGAAAGGAAAAGCUCCUGCACGUACCCCACGUUCGUGCCGCCUCCACACCACCCGCCGUCUACAGCAUAACCAGCACGGUCAUGGCGCGCGUGUCGCUGAUCCUCGCCGCCGCGGUGCUCGCGUGCGCGGUGCUCGCCACCAGGCAUGCGGCCGCCGCCGGGGCCGGGGCCGCCGCCGCCGCCGCCGCCGGCCCGGCAGCCCCCGCCCCCGGCGGCUUCGCCUGCAACCCACUCAAGGACAAGACGUGCAAGCUGGGGGAACCCAAGGCGCCGGAGGACACGGAGGAGGAGGGCGGGCUCGGCACGAAGCUGCCGUCCCUGACGUCCAUCUCCAUUCCUGGCGCCGGCAAGGUCGACCGCGACGGCGAUGGAGACACCGACGAGGACGACGAGCUGCCGUCGUUCGACACCCACAUGACCAUCCUCGGCCACUGAGAGGAUCCAAGCCUGACUUCUAAGCACAUGGUUGUAGUAUCUUCUUGCAUUUGCGUUGCUUGUGUAGUUGUGUUGCUGCCCAGAAGAAAAAAACAGAAAAAAGGAAAAAAAGGAAAGAGAUGAGAGAGUGAGCGUGUCACGAUGAUCCCCGCUAGCUGAUGACGAAAUUUGCCAGUUGCUCUUGUUUCUUGUUAAUAUCGUUCAAGUUCAGAUAUUAGUUCUAAAUUCUAGUCGAUUUGGCCUCGUUUUGGUCUUCCUAUUA